Molecule: messenger RNA, 3381 nt
Organism: Postia placenta MAD-698-R-SB12
Lineage: Eukaryota; Fungi; Basidiomycota; Agaricomycetes; Polyporales; Adustoporiaceae
Exons: 7
Coding region: 1-3381 (1126 amino acids)
Source: RefSeq, a predicted model, not a curated record
AUGUCGUGCGAAUCUGGCCUUUGUGCUGAAACAUGGAACUUAUACAUCGAUCAGGCGACGAAGAGUGAGGAAGAAUUUCUCAAGGCUUGUAAUAUGGAGAUGGACACCCUGCUCCUCUUUGCUACUCUGUUCUCCGCGGUUCUCACGGCGUUCGUCAUCGAGUCUUACCAGAGUCUGCAAGUGGACACCGGUGCAGUCACAGUGCAGCUCCUACAGCAGCUUCUCGCCUCUACGCAAUCCAACGGGACAAAGGCUGAGAGUGAGACCAAUCUCUCCGACCAGCCCUUUCGGCCCACCAGCUCUGCCGUUCGCGUCAAUUCGUACUGGUUUGCAGCCCUUGUCGUCAGUGUCUCGACCGCAUUUCUCACUAUUCUCGCGAAGCAAUGGCUGUUCAGCCUGAGCCGCGGUCUAGCGUCCACUCAGGAGAUGAUGGGGCGGCAGCAGCAAUAUCGCCACGACAACCUGCGCGCAUGGGGGCUCGCCCCGCUUCUCGCCGCUCUGCCGAUCUUGCUGCACGUUUCCCUCCUGCUAUUCCUAGUCGGCCUCGUCGAGUUCCUGUGGCCGAUUAAUAAGACCGUUGCCAUAGUCUCCGCGAGCCUCACUUCCGCCACUGUCUUCUUCUACGCCGUUACCCACAUCCUCUCGCUGAUAUAUCCCACGUGUCCUUAUCGGACGUCCGUCACGACGGUCAUACUCUCCAGCAUCAACGCCUUCUUCAGGGAGGUACUGGCAGACUGGUGGAGCAUCAAGACCGUCGUCGGUAUACGCCUCUACAUGCUCCUGAGGUCGUAUAUCGAGUCACUCUCCGAGGAUGGCCGAGAAGCGUACUACUACACGAUCGACGCGUUGGGAUACCCAGGGAGAUGGCGGAGGAAGAACAAGGUCUGGUGGUCCCAGAAACUCACGAAGGUAUUCACGCCGCAGUACUGGGAGGACAAGUACAUCUCGAACAAUGCGGAGUUGAUCGACGCUCGUGCACUCGCGAGUAUGGUGGAGAGGUCCGCGCGGUUGGAUACAGGUUCUAAAUUGCUCGUCGAAGAGCUAGCACACUUCCGCGGCCUGGUAUCCCACAGAGACGUUCUCCUCGAGGCGGGCGCCAUCGGGUUGAUGGUGCGGCACCUUCGGAGUCAAUAUUCUGGAUCCCUUGUGGGUCUGAUUGAGAAGGAAAAAGAAGCCAUCAGACACCUAACCGGUGCACUCGUACGCAUCGUCACCGAGGCAGAAGAGCACGAUACACGAACUUCAGUGCACGUCUCGGGGAUUCCACUCCCCCUUGAUCCAGCGAUUGCAAGUGACGUCUUGUACGGCGACAACGGCAUCAGAUCCCUCACCGUGUCUGGCCUAUGUACCCCUGACGCCAGUGUCUCUGAUAACGGAGACCUCGUGUUCUUUUCCCAUCUACUACGUCUUCAUCUUGUCGUCUCCUCUGAUAGGUGGUACUGGAGCCCAAUACAAACCUCGAUCGAUGAUUUCCAUACGCGACUACGCGAUCCAAGUCGAACGUCCAACCUCAAAGAUGAGGACCUCAUCGCUCUUGUUAACACCACGAUUUACAUUGCCAUGCGACCCAUACGUGUUGAAGGCGAUACCGCCCGCGCCUGGACAGAGGACCGCCCGCAGGCGCAGAAUUCUGUCCGCGCCCUCAUAACACUGGGCGAGCUCAUGCUACACAACCCUCUCAUGGGACACGCGGCCCGUCGUCAAAUCUGCUGGGGAAUCUGGCGCUGUCAUAAGCAAAUUCCGGAGACGUACAUCCAGUUCGGCUCGCUCAUCCCGAGGAUCGCGAAGACGGCGAACCUUGGGGAACAUCUCGCUGACUUCCUAUCAUCCCUACACGACCACUGCGCAGAUAUCGGGCCGCCUCUGCAGCUCGCAGUGCUGGUACUCAUGGAGGGGCUACUCUAUGCGCCUCGUGAGGGCGCGGAAGCCGAUCUUGAAGACCAGGACAAGCUGUUUAACACACUUACACGAGACUUUCCGACCUUCUUGUACGUUCUACAUCAACAGUUGUGCAAGACGUGGCCCGACGAGCUCCCUAUAUUCGUGCGGCUGUUUCAUCGGAUUGUCACGAUCUCAGUUUUCUUGCUCUUUCCCCCUGAGGAAUGCAGUGAGAGGGUGCGAGUCAACAGGGAGCACCUCCGGCACGCUCUGUUUCGGCUCUUGGAGCAAGUAGCUCGCGGACCCGCUGCCACUAUCGAGCCUCCUAGGAUCAAAAGUGCCUCUCAAACAUCCAGAACACCGUCCAUGGAGGAAAAGAAAGCUGUUGAGGUUGUAGACACGGAGGUAGAACCACGCUGUGGUACAGGUGACGAUCACGACACCUACACGUUGGUAUUAGACGAGCUUUCAGCCGAAAAGCUCGCCAGGACGGGUUUCGUAGCGGUCUUGAGGGCGGCAUCACUGCAGACAUACUCGGAGCCUGUGAAGACGAUACUAACCAUGAUCGCGGACAUGGCUUGCACAUCGAGUCAGGAGAGCGCUGGCGGUGGAUAUUUAGAUGGUACAAUCUUGGCAUAUCUGAGAGAUUCAGCGGAUGGAGUAGAAGAGCUUAUUCGCCAACUUCUCAGCGACGACAAGUAUAUGGAGGAGGCACAAUCUGCCAUCAGAGCCAUAGCCAGACCUGACCAAGACAUCCAAUAUUCGAGGCUGCUGAAUCCGGGGUACAAAUUGAGGAAAGACCGACGUGGACCACAGUUCGAUUUAGAGCCUUUUCCUAUACUUCCCCACAUAUUCGUUCCGGGACAACAUCCUGAGAAGGACCCCCCUAGGUUUUACUACGGGUGGCCUCCAAAUAGUGAUACGCUGCUGGACUAUGCAUACUCGCACAAGCUCAGCGGGACAGAGCCUGAAAUCACAGCAUCAGAUGAUGACGAGCUGUAUAAAAGUUCUUCAGAGGAAGAGGGUGAGGAUAAGGACAAGAAGAAAAAGGAUGGCGAGGAUGACGGGAAGGGCCAGGAAGGAAUGAAGCAUGAAGCAGAAGCUAAUCGGAGCGCUUGCAGCAGCGGGAAGCAAAUCGGAAAUCGGGCCAGAGACUCGUUGACAGUUGAAGAAUUGGCGAGCCCGGAGGAGCAAGUCACUGGAACGCAACAAGAUAGCCAACUUGGUGUCGCCAAGCAGCCCCGUAAAGGAGACGAUGGUCUGGCCAUGUUUGCGGCUAUCGAGGACAUACUCAUCAAUCUGGGCCUUGCAAGAAUGCUCUUGGAGUUGGAGAAGGAGAAGCUCGCUGGUACCUAUCAAGCAGCGGGGGUACAUGGGAGUCGAAGUCGGGUAGACGACGUUGGUGUUGGUAAAGGCGCAAAGCAAGGCCGGCAUCCCUGUGAUUACCUAGUACGCACUGUCCCACAUAUGCACCAUGAAUUCGGCAUUAUCAUAAGCAUGUGA